Messenger RNA from Hordeum vulgare subsp. vulgare (domesticated barley), 2307 nucleotides. Its product is annotated as pentatricopeptide repeat-containing protein At4g18520, chloroplastic. The transcript has a single exon. Gene Ontology annotation, biological process: RNA modification. The coding region runs from base 269 to 2134 and encodes 621 amino acids. The record is from RefSeq and is a predicted model, not a curated record. NCBI's taxonomy places the organism in Eukaryota, Viridiplantae, Streptophyta, Magnoliopsida, Poales, Poaceae. Gene Ontology annotation, molecular function: protein binding; RNA binding.
GAAAGGGAAAAGGAAAACAAAAACCCAUCCACCCCACACUCGCCGGAGCGACACCAUCAUCGCCUCCGGCAGGCAACCCGAGCCUCCCCAUCGUCACCUCCAGCCACUUCACUUCCCCACCCUCCGCCGCCGGUGCCGCGCCGCUUCCUAGAGCGGGCGGGGGACCACCACCAGGUACACCACUCCGUGCCUGGUGUCGUCUUCCCUUGGCUCCUCUUCCAGCUCUCCGUUUCCGCCCGCGCGCCGGAGCUGGGAGGGAGGGAACCAGAUGCUGUUCUGUUGCUCUCUCUCGCCCCCAGGAACCCAAACUUAUCCGCUCCCACCAUUCCAGCAGCAGAGCAGCUCCCCGCGGAAAGCACGCAGCUUCGGCCGGCACAAGAGCAGCAAGUCCGAGAACCAAUAUCUGAGGGCGCAAUCUUUCCGGACGCGAACCAGGGACCAACCUUGGCGUGCCCAAACGCACCGAGAUGAUGGCUACGGCCCUCCGGAGCAAGACCCUGAGGACGAGGGGCACUCGCCAAUUUCCACGGACGCGGAGAUGCUUGCUUCCUGGCUGCGUUCUUGCGGCGCCGUGGCUGAUGUUCGGCGGGUGCACGGGGUUGCUGUGCGGUCGCCUGAUGGUCCGGGGAUUUUUCUGGCUAAUAAUUUGAUCACCUCGUAUGCGAGGUUCCAUGAGAUUCCAGACGCGAGGAAGGUGUUCGAUGAAAUGCCCGAGAGGACUGUUGUGUCGUGGACGGCGAUGAUGAAUGGGUAUCAGAAAUCGGGCAACCACGGUGAGGUCGUCAGGCUGUUCUUGGAUAUGAUUGCCAGCGGGGAGCGAGGUAACAGCUUGAGUUUCGUUUGCCUCUUGAAGUCUUGUGGUGAGCAAUGCGAUGGUAAGCUGGGACAGCAGGUCCAUUGCUGUGUUGUGAAAGGAGGGUGGAGCAAUGUGAUUAUGGAUAGUGCCGUUGCACACUUCUAUGCUCAGUGUGGUGAUGUUGACGGUGCUUCAAUGAUGUUUGAUAAGAUGACCUCUCGUGAUGUCAUCUCGUGGACAACAAUGAUCACGGCUUAUGUGCAGCAUGGGCGUGGGGAUAAGGCCCUUCAGAUGUUUCCGGCGAUGAUCUCUGAGGGAUUUCACCCUAACGAGUUCACGGUGUGCAGCAUCCUCAAGGCUUGCGCAGAAGAGAAGGCUCUAAGAUGUGGGAAGCAGCUGCAUGGUGCUCUUGUGAAGAAGUUGUUCAAAAAUGACAUCCAUGUCGGCAGCGCUCUUGUUACCAUGUAUGCCAGAAACAGGGAAGUGUCUGAUGCUCAGGCAGUGUUUGAUGUGAUGCCUAGGAGAAACACCAUUACAUGGACUUCUCUGAUCUCGGGCUAUGCGCAAAGUGGCCAUGCUGAAAGGGCUAUCAUGUUGUUUCGACAGAUGAAGACGCGACGGGUGUCUGUUAACAACCUUACCAUUGUUGGUCUUCUUAGUGCAUGUGGCUCCUUAAGAUCACUCUGUCUUGGUAAGGAACUGCAUGCACAGGUAAUCAAGAAUUCCAUUCAAGAGAAUCUUCAAAUUGGGAGUACGCUUGUUUGGUGCUACUGUAAAUGUGGAGAGUAUACAUAUGCUGCACGAAUUCUAGAAGAAAUGCCGGACCGUGAUGCUGUCGCAUGGACAGCUAUGAUUUCAGGCUACAAUAGCGUUGGUCAUAGUGCUGAAGCACUUAAGUCAUUAGAUGAUAUGUUAUGGGAUGGCGUGACUCCAAAUACCUACACUUAUUCCUCAGCUUUGAAAGCCUGUGCGAAACUAGAGGCUCUGCAAGAUGGAAGGAGGAUUCACGGUGUUGUUAACAAGACUCCUGCCUUCUCAAAUGUGUUUGUGGGAAGCUCAUUGAUCGAUAUGUACAUGAGGUGUGGAAAAGUCGACGAAGCUCGACGAGUCUUCAGCGCCCUGCCAGAACACAACUUGGUAACAUGGAAAGUGAUAAUUACAGGAUUUGCUCAGAAUGGCCUCUGUGAAGAGGCUUUUAAGUAUAUGUACCUAAUGCAGCAACAAGGGUACGAUGCUGAUGACUUUAUGCUUUCAAAAGUUCUGACAUCAUGCGGUGAUCUUCAAUGGAAGUCAGAUUCCAUCUCUUUUUCUGGCUCGAAUACUGGUUCACUCAGAUAGGUAAAAUUUCCUGUCUGAGUUAAUUUCUGGGGAUUAAUUUGUACAGAGCUCUUGCAGUUAGCUUAACUAUUUAUGCUACUAGUAGUUCUCCGCAUACUCUGUAUCGGUUAUCAUGUGAUGUGAUUGCUUUCGAGAUUGAGCAAUCACACAAAAACAAAUAUUGAUCUGUUUUA